CAAACGCGCAUUAUUCAUUAUUCCCUCCCGCCGUCCUUCUUUCUAGCUUUCCAGCUACCCACUCUCUCUCUCUCUCUCUCUCUCUGCUUACCCAUUUUCUUCCUCUAGAAACUUUCCGAGAAAAUAUGUGUUAAUAUAUUAAUCAGAGUUCACAAUCUUGUCUAUAUACUUUUGGGAUGGGUGUAUCAAAGAGCAACAAGAAGCAUCAAUGUUACAUUGCAGUGCCAUCUCAGGUAAUUAAUUCACUUUCUUCUUCCGCUCUUCAAACUCUACUAGAAGAAGCUCCCAAGAAAAAGACGAAGACUACUGAUCCUUCCAAGUUGAAGCUUUUGCUCGCUAAUCCAAGAUUCUGGAUUUUCUUGCUUUUUCUCUUUGCGUUUGCUGGGAUAUUGUUAAAUAUGUGGCUUAACUUUGACCCUUUCUCACAAUACCCAUGUUCCAUUUCUCAAGAAAAGGGUCAAAUCUCUACUUCCCCUCAGCUCAGUAUUGCUGCUGUGAAUGAAAAAAGUAUAGUGAAUGAAAAUAGUAGUGAGUUCUGGAAGCAACCUGAUGGGUUGGGUUACAGGCCUUGUUUGGAUUUUAGUGCAGAGUACAGAAAGGCAAGUGAGGAGAUUUUGAAGGAUAGGAGUAAGUACCUAAUGGUAGUAGUUUCUGGGGGAAUGAAUCAGCAGAGAAAUCAGAUUGUUGAUGCUGUUGUCAUUGCAAGAAUUCUUGGCGCUGCUUUAGUUGUUCCCAUUUUCCAAGUCAAUCCUAUUUGGGGUGAUGAAAGUGAGUUUUCCGAUAUUUUUGACAUGGAUCAUUUCAAAAAAGUUUUGGCAAAUGACGUGCGAAUAGUUUCAUCGCUUCCUUCUACACAUGUGAUGACUAGGCCAGUGGAGGAGAAACACACUCCUCUCCAUGCUUCCCCUCAAUGGAUACGCUCACAUUAUACCAGAAAGCUUAGAAGGGAUGGAGUUCUUCUUUUGCGAGGUCUUGACUCAAGGCUAUCUAAGGAUCUACCAUCCGAUCUUCAGAAACUUCGUGGCAAGGUGGCUUUUCAUGCUUUGAGGUUUAAUCCAUCAAUCUUAGAGCUCGGUAACAAAUUUACAGAGAGGAUGAGGAGCAAGGGACCAUAUCUUGCUCUUCAUUUGCGAAUGGAGAAGGAUGUGUGGGUGAGGACCGGAUGUCUUCCUGGUUUAAGUUACGAGUAUGAUGAAAUGAUAAACAAUGAGCGGAAGCGCAGACCUGACCUCUUAACUUCAAGGUCAAACAUGACCUACCAUGACAGGAAGCUUGCUGGUCUCUGCCCCUUGAACGCAUUGGAAGUUGCAAGGUUGAUAAAGGCUCUGGGAGCUCCAAAGGGUGCAAGAAUCUAUUGGGCUGGUGGAAUUCCGUUGGGUGGGAAAGAAGCCCUGCAGCCAUUGACCAAGGAAUUUCCUCAUUUCUAUAACAAAGAGGAUCUUGCUUUGACUGGGGAACUUGAGCCAUUUGCCAAGAAAGCAUCACUUAUGGCUGCUAUUGACUACAUAGUGUCGGAGAACAGCGACGUUUUCAUGCCAUCUCAUGGUGGAAACAUGGGCCAUGCCAUUCAGGGACACAGGGCCUAUGCAGGGCACAAAAAGACUAUCACUCCUAAUAAGAGACAGAUGCUCCCACAUUUUCUUAACUCAUCUCUCUCUGAGACAGAGUUCAACAGAAUUAUACUGGAUUUGCACAAAGAUUCGUUAGGUCAGCCGGAACUCAGGAAGACAGGAAGGGAUGUUACAAAGUACCCUGUCCCAGAAUGCAUGUGCAACACUACUACUAUCCAUUCCUCCGUGUAAACUCCUUUCGCACUAACCAGACAAUUUUGCGAUGAUAUAAGAAUCGUUGACAAUGUGAAUCAGCAUCACUGCAUCUGCGGGAUUAGCCCUCCCUUAAGAUAGUCUCUUACAUUCCACAAAGAGGGCUUUCUCAGGUGCAACACUGUUCGGAAGGAGGGCCUAAGGCAGAGGUAGUAACAAUUAGAUGCGGAUGUAGAAGGUUACUCUGAUUCAAAAGCAACAACUCCUACAGCUUCAUAUUCUUUCUUGCUAAUUAUUUUUUGCACGUCAUAUUCUUUUGAAGUUGGGGAGCUAGGCAAAGAUGAAUUAUUAGUUUAGUAAAGAAAUGUCAUUUUAUUCAAUUCGUUCUUUACACAUCUAUGUAAUCCAUCAGUCUAUGUAUAUGCAAUAUAUGUACAAAAUCGUACAAAUUUUGGAGGUACUUGUACAUUUAGUCA
Nicotiana attenuata is the source of this 2239-nucleotide messenger RNA. RefSeq lists its product as uncharacterized. Gene Ontology annotation, cellular component: cytoplasm. The record is from RefSeq and is a predicted model, not a curated record. Lineage: Eukaryota; Viridiplantae; Streptophyta; Magnoliopsida; Solanales; Solanaceae. The transcript is spliced from 6 exons. The coding region runs from base 177 to 1802 and encodes 541 amino acids.